AUGCUUACCCUUCGGUUGGGCACCUGUGUCCUCCUUCCCAUUGGCCUUCUGGUUCGUACCCAACUGUCCAGUCCACAGGCCUCCGUAACGCCUUUUUGCCCAGCCCUGUGGAUCUUACCUAGCCAUGUGGCCUGCUGCCUCUGCCAAUUUAAAAAUAGCAUUGAGGCUGUCUGCGAGACAGUCAAGCUGCAUUGCAACAUUGAAUGUCUGAUUAACACCGUACAUUGUCCUGAAGAAGCAUCUGUAGGGAAUCUAGAAGGAGCGUUCAUGAAGGUGUUACAAGCCCGGAAGCAGCACACAAGCACUGAGCUGACUAUUGAGUCGGAGGCGCCCUCAGACAGCAGCAUCAAGUUGUCAGGCUUUGGGGGUGAGCAGCUAGACACCAAUGACAAGAGUGAUGAUAUCAGUGCACUAAGACACAUCUUCCCUUAUUUCUCAGAAGGAAAUCUAGAUGCAGAAUCCACAUUACCAUUCGCUAAACUGCUUUUUUCAAAUGUACAAGGUGGAGAUAGGCUCUGGAGCAUUUUGAAAAACAACAGAAAGAGCCCCUCACAGUCCAACCUUCUAGGUAACAAAUUUAAACAUCAAAUAUUCCCCAAUAAACUAGAAACUGUUGAACCACAGGAAAACAGCCUGGUAAAGAUUCACAGUGUAGGCAAAAACCUGCAGAGAGUGAACAGAGUCCUCACAGGCCCAAGGAGCAUCCAGAAAAGACACUACAAAGAGGUGGGAAAGCACAGCACUAGGAAAGAACAGGAUGCCCAGGCACUUGUGGACAAUGCUGCCAAAGAGAAAAGGCUUGAGAGUCCAGCCCCAAGGGAGCUGGAACAGCCUCACAUAGUGCAGGGUCCUGAGAAGGUAGCGGGAAACACCAUCUACACUAAGCCUUCGUUCACCCAAGAGCAUAAGGCAGCAGUCUCCUCUACGCUGAAACCCUUCUCCAUGGUCAUGCCUUCUGCCUCUAGCCCUGCAAAAGCUCUACCUCAGGUCAGAGACAGAUCAAAAGACUUAGCCUACACCAUUUUAAUGUUAGAAACGGCAAUGGCUAGGGUUAAAAAUAUGGAGGCUGCUAAACCAAUCGCACAUUCCAAUAGACUCAUGCUCCCAAAUAGGCCGCCGUUGUCUGCAGAGAAGAGCCUCAUAAAUUCACAAGGGGUUUUUUCAUCCUUAGGAGACCUGAGUCCUCAAGAAAACCCUCUUCUGGAAGUAUUUGCUCCUUCAGAACGUUUUAUAGAAAACACUCAUGUAGAAGACACAGCUGCAAGAGAUGCCUCUGAAGAAAUUUUUAUGGAAAACACUGUUAUGCCAGAAGGCACCAUCUCUGAAAACACAAACUACAAUCAUCCUCCUGCGGCAGCUUCCGCUGGGACUGCGUUCAACUUAGAGCCAACUGUUACACAAACUGACACAAAAUGGAAACACAACAACAUGGGGACUGACCUGUCCCCUGAGCCCAAAAGCUUCAAUGACCCAUUGCUCUCCUCCCCAGGUGACCAGUUUGAAAUUCAGCUAACCCAGCAGCUACGGUCCCUCAUCCCCAACGAGGAUGUGAGAAGGUUCAUGUCUCAUGUUAUCCGGACCCUGAAAAUGGAAUGUUCAGAAACGUAUGUGCAAAUGACCUGUGCCAAGCUCAUGUUGCGAACAGGCCUCCUGAUGAAGCUUCUCAGCAAGCAGCAGGAAGCAAAGGCAUCCAAGGCAGAAUGGGAUACGGACCAAUGGAAAACUGAUAACUAUAUUGAGAGUGGACAGAAAGAGCAGAAGUCGUCUGAGCUCAUGAAAGAAGUUCCACGAUACGGCCAUAACAACGAAGUCAUCUUGGCAAUAUCUGUGACUGUAAUACUAACACUUUGGAUUAUAAUGAUUUGUCUGAUUGAGAUUCUUGCCCACAAAAGGGCAUCAAAGAAACAUGAAGAAGACUCAUCAGUGUGA
Nomascus leucogenys (northern white-cheeked gibbon) is the source of this 1929-nucleotide messenger RNA. Its product is annotated as leucine-rich repeat-containing protein 37A3-like. The record is from RefSeq and is a predicted model, not a curated record. Lineage: Eukaryota; Metazoa; Chordata; Mammalia; Primates; Hylobatidae.